Molecule: messenger RNA, 585 nt
Organism: Populus euphratica (Euphrates poplar)
Lineage: Eukaryota; Viridiplantae; Streptophyta; Magnoliopsida; Malpighiales; Salicaceae
Exons: 3
Coding region: 1-585 (194 amino acids)
Source: RefSeq, a predicted model, not a curated record
AUGACAACAGCAACUUCAAGCCAAGAAGUGAAACCUGGUUGCCAAGGAAAAUGUGUGAAUGUUAGUGUUCCAUAUCCCUCUGUGUUCGAGAAACCUGACUGUUCCAAGAAGGAGCAUUUCUUUCUAGAUUGCAGUUCAAAUGAUGGUGAUGCUGAACUUUGGUUUGGACGUAACAUGCCUGCUUGCGAUUCUAUCGCACUUGGAUCGGGCCCUUUCAUGUUCUCAAACUUCAGAAACAUGUUGACAGCUAUUGGUUGUGAUACUAAGGUCAUGGAGACAGAAGCUGAGGUGACAGUUGGUUGCUGCCUGUCUCUUAUUUGCACUGAAAAUAUAAACGCUCCUUUGAUCUUUCAGAUUGCCUGGCAGCUCACUCUCAUAGCAGAUGGAAAACAUACAUCAGUUGUUGGGAUUGAAAUUGAAUGUGUAGUUAAGAAUGAGAGGCGCGAACAGGCUAAAGCUAGUACUAGUGCAUAUACUUGUGGCAGUAAUACAGGCUGCACUCAUUCAAACAACGUUCAAAGAUAUCUUGCUUGUACAGUGAAGUUUCAAAGGACACCACUAUCUUCAACAAGGAUGCCAAGAUAA